Messenger RNA from Urocitellus parryii (Arctic ground squirrel), 2668 nucleotides. The record is from RefSeq and is a predicted model, not a curated record. Lineage: Eukaryota; Metazoa; Chordata; Mammalia; Rodentia; Sciuridae.
UGCCAUUUCUGUGAGAAGGCCUUUAUGAACCAAGCUUAUCUACAAAGCCACAUUCAACGCSGCCACCCUGAUGAUUCUCACCUUGAGUAUAAAACAAAGGCUCAGACGGACAAGCUCCAGAAGGAGGUGGACAUGUUGAAGGAGCAGCUGCAGCUUACCAAGUCUCAGUUAGAGACUGCUCAGCACGCUCAUGCAAUCAGAUUCUCUAAGGAAUAUGAAAUGCAAAAAACAAAAGAGGAAGACUUUCUGAAGUUAUUUGAUAGAUGGAAAGCAGAAGAAAAAGAGAAACUAGUUGAUGAAAUGGAAAAAGUCAAGGAGAUGUUUAUGAAGGAGUUUAAAGAACUAACUUCUAAGAAUUCAGCAUUAGAAUAUCAAUUGUCAGAAAUCCAGAAGUCCAAUAUGCAGAUUAAGUCCAACAUAGGCACAUUAAAAGAUGCACAUGAGUUUAAAGAAGACCGUUCUCCACAUCCCCAGGAUUUCCAAAAUGUGAUGCAGCUUCUCGAUAACCAGGAAAGCAAGUGGACAGCUCGAGUUCAAGCUCUCCAUCAGGAACACAAGAAAGAGAAGAGCCGGCUUCUGUCACAUAUAGAGAAACUUCGAACCUCCAUGAUAGAUGAUCUAAAUACAAGCAAUGUUUUCUACMAGAAAAGAAUAGAAGAACUAGGCCAGAGACUCCAGGAGCAAAACGAACUGAUUAUCACUCAGAGGCAGCAGAUUAAAGAGUUUACCAAUAAACCAUUAAGCAGUGUCAGUGAACCCAAAGGGAAUUCUUUAGCUUGGCAAACUUUUGAAUCCAAGCCAGUUGCCCCAGCUGUACCUAUGAAUGCCUCCGUCUCUCAGACUUUAGAAGCUAAAUCAAGUCUAACAAUGGCACAUGAACAGGCAUUCUCGUCACACGUACUGGAACCCAUAGAAGAACUUUCAGAAGAAGAAAAAGGAAGGGAAAAUGAACAGAAAUUAAAUAACAAGACACAUUUAAAGAAAGCUUUGAAGACCAACCCCUCCCUCACGAAGGAGAUAAGAACAGUUUUGGAGCAGAGCUUGAUGGAGAAACUGGAAACCCUGGGAAUUAAUGCCGAUAUCCGCGGUAUUCCUAGUGAGCACUUGAAUAGAGUGCUGAAAACCGUGCAUUCAGCAAGACAUGAGAGAGAAAGACAAAUGCCCAACAUUCAGGAAAUUCGAGAAUUCCUUGAACAUCAGGUCAGCUGUAAAAUUGAGGAGAGAGGAUUACUCUUUACAGAUAAGCCCAGUAUUUCUCAAAUGGAAACCCUUUCAACUGGAGAAGUACCCAAAGCAGUCCAGCUUCCUCCCAAAAACAGAAUAUUGGUUAGACAAAGACCUGUUUAUACUGAUAGAACUGCUCCUGUUCCAAAAAUUAAGAAAAAUGUCAUAGAAGAUCCUGUUCCCAGAAAGUCAUUGUCUGUUACGACACCUCCCUUCAGUUCAGAGGAAGAGCUGGAUGAGGAUGACCUCAUCCAGGCAUACAUGUCCCCAGACUUACUUCCCGUGCAGUCCUCUAAAAGCAACAAGACUAGCUAUGGAAAGAGCAGCAUCAAAAGUGACACUGACUGGACUGAGGGAAGCGAAAUGGAGGACUCUGACAUUUCUCCCAAGCCCACAGUAACCGCCAUUAAAACACUGACUGAAAAAGUUGAAAAGAUGGUUUCACAGCAAAAAAAUGUGAAUAAGCCAGUUGGUGGGAUUAAUGUGGCUGAGGCAUUUAUUGCAAAAGAAGRAUUACAAGAAGAACUAAAGUGCGCAGAUGUGGACGAYGAUGACUGGGACAUAUCAUCCUUAGAAGAAGAAAAUUCCUUGGGGAAGAAAACUGUGAAAGAAUGGAAGGAACCUCCACCAUUGAAGAAUGAAUCGAGUUCUACUCAAGUGCCAAGUGCCUGGGUUGCUUCUAAACCUAGGGGAUCCAAAACAGAAGUUCGUCAGGAAAACGAAUUGAGCACACUGAAAARCAGCUUCAUAACUAUGGCUGACUGGGGUGACCCUUCACGAAUGGAGCACAUUAAAAAGCAGCUGAGUAACUGUGACUGACUGGAGUGACCCUGCAGAUAAUUAACUACAGAAGCCAACAGUUCAGCAAUGGCUACGUGAUUCUCAAGCUCUUGCCUUACAGCGUUUCCCACGAUAACUAGGAAGCSAGUUCAGAGGAUGAGGUUCUCUUUAAUGGCACUUGGUACAGUAUUGAGAAACAAAUUGUCCACAGUAUUUGGAAGCAUAUAAAGGUGUUUGACUUCUUAAGAAUAAUAUGUCACUGAAGUCAUAAAGUGUUUUCUUUAGAAUGGUACUCUAGUGUUAAGUGUAUUUUUUUCAACUAAUUUUUAAGAGAAAAUUUUUCAGCUUCUCACGGGUUUUGGUUUGAAUUAUUACCGCGUUUUAAUAUAUUUUAGGUUUAUUGUCACAUUGAAAGUAUUUAUAUUAUAAACUUCUCUUAGUAUCUUUAAAAUUGAAUUAGUAGAAUCUACAAAAUAUUGAGUUAGAUGGGUUAUUUUUCAUAUAGAAGUUUAGAAAAAUAUAGCUAGGCCCAUGUUAAAUACAUUUUCCUAAAUUACUUGGAUCAUAUUCUGCCUUGAGCCACUGUAAGCAUGUUGCUACCAGUUAUUUUCUGCAGAUAAUCUUUAUCUUGGAUAUUUUACAAAUGAAAUGUAGCUAUUUUAAA